CGCGCCGAGCCCAGCCCAGCCCAGCCGCACCGCACCGCGCCCGCAGGGGCCCGGCCGCCCCGCGCCUCCCCCGCCGCGCAUGGGGCGCGCAGCCUCCGCGGACGCGCAGCUGCCCCGCCGGCGCUGAGGGGCCGGGGCAGCCGGAGCGCCGACCCCCGCCGGCCCCCGCCGACCCCCGGGCAUGCCCGCCCCGCUGAGCCCCGCCGCUGAGCCCCGCCGCGGGCGCGGGGCGGCGCGCCCGGAUGGAGAGCUGAGGCGGUGAGAGCCCCGCCGGGCCGGGACGGGCGGGCCGGGAGACGUGACGAUGUGGAUGCGACGGCUCCCGGGAAGCAGGUCAAGUUGCCCGCUCGGAAGCCAUGCUUGGAUUUUAAUAGCCAUGUUCCACCUAGCCAUGGACCUCGCCAGCUGCCAGCCCCCAGCCAGCAGCGCCGGGGGGAGGCUCUCGCCACGGCCGGCGCUCCGGCACAGACUGUCCCGCGGCUCACUGUGGGGUGCGGGGAGCGGGGAGGAGCUGCGGCACCCUGGCCCCGCCUGGACCUGCGGCCCUGUGCCCUCCCCGCAGAGACCCCGCUCCCGCCGGCCGCCCCCUGCCACCCCGCUGCCCACCGGCCGCCCCCUGCGCCGGCCCCGCUCCCGGAGGGGCCGGCGGCACCUGCGCGGCCGCGGCUUCGCCCCACGGGACGGGCGGCCCACGGCGUUGCCCGAGGUCAUCGUCUGGGGCCCCACGGGCGAGGAGGACUCCCUGGAGAGCAGCACGCUGCCCGGCGCCUUCGCCACCACCACCGUCACCACCGCCGCCGCGACCACCACCACCACCACCACCGCCGCCGCCACCGCCGCCGCCACGCCGCCUCGCGCACCCCCCAGCACCCCGGCUCCCGCGCCUGGCGGGGACGUGCCCCGCAGCAGCCCCGGCCGCACCAGCACCGCUGAGCCGGCCGCCGGCCACAGCAGCAGCGGCAAGGAUGCUCGCCCGCCCCGCGGGCUGGGAGACAGCACAGGUCUGGCGGUUCAUCAGAUAAUCACUAUUACCGUGUCCCUCAUCAUGGUCAUAGCUGCUCUGAUAACAACGCUUGUCUUAAAAAAUUGCUGCGCGCAGAGCGGGCGCCCGCGGCGCAACAGCCACCAGCGCAAGCUGGACCAGCAAGAGGAGAGCUGCCAGAACCUGACCGACUUCGCCCCCGCCCGCGUGCCCAGCACCCUCGACAUCUUCACCGCCUACAACGAGACGCUGCAGUGCUCCCAUGAGUGCGUCCGGACCCCCGUGCCCGUCUACGCAGAGGAGGCGUUGCGCUCGCCCGGGGAUUAUAAAACAACCUUCAAUGGAAACAGACCCUCUUCUUCUGACCGGCAUCUUAUUCCUGUGGCCUUUGUGUCUGAGAAAUGGUUUGAAAUCUCCUGCUGACUGGCCGAAGCCUGUUUGACUUCUGGGGGCAGGGCAGACGCCAUCGGGCUGUUUCCUGGAUUCCAUUGGUGAACCUGUAAAAAAUAUAAAAAAUAAUGGGUUACCUGUACCUACCAUUUCUGUUUACCAGUAGGAGACUCAAAGAGCAGCAUUCUAUGGGCCAAAUAUAUUUUUAUAAAAAUGAACACGCCUAUAGGUAACUGCGUUUCUCAAAGAGUGUGUUUUUUGGAGAAGAGAAAGAAAAACGUGUGAGCAAAGAAUCCCAUGGAGGAAGAGGAGGCGGCGAGGGACUGAGAGGGAAGGACUGAGCGCCUGGAGCCUGGACGUGGACUGUGACUCUGAACCUGUGCCAAUAAUACCAUUAUGUGCCAUGUACUGAUGCAAAGACUUCGCGAGAAGCCGAAGCUAAGUCGGUAACGCCUAGAAACGUUGUGGAGGACGAGUGGGGUGUCUCUUCUGGUGGGGUCAUUCACGCCGGUCCAUACGCAUACAUACAUACGGUAUAUGUAGAGAGAAAAUAUAUAUAUACACACACAAACACUUUUUGUACUGUAGCAAUUUUUGAAGAUCUUAAAUACUCAUUUUUAAAGAAGAUGUCAUGGGCUAAAAGUCUCAUUUCUUUAACGUGCAUAAUACAAACUAGGUGAACCGAUGUUUUCUACUUUGGCAGCUUGCCUUUCAAACCUAUAUGUGUAUAUAUAGGUAGACAUAUAUACAUAUAUAUACGUGUGUGUGUGUAUGUAUAAACAUAUAUAUGUAUGUAUACAUAUAUAUAUAUAUAGUUUUGGUUCUUUUUGGAAACGCGUUUCCAGCGGUGGCAACGUGACUGGAGCGCAGCAGCGGGCGGUAGGGCCCGGCCGGGGCCGGCGUCGGUGCGCGCCGCGCUGCCGGCACGGCAGGCUGCUGGCGGGGAGCAGGGGAGAGGCUUCCGAAAACCAGGAGGAGCGCAGCUGCGCUGCCCCGCGGCUCCUCCAGCUCUGGAAGGGGUGGCGGAGCGCUCUGGAGGCUGGUCUGGAACGAAAGGAGAACGGAAGCGGGCUGGGAUUACAGGUAGAAGGAUGCGUCUGGGCCAAGUUCACAAAGUGCAUUCCUGCUGUAGGAGGUCAGAGAAGCGCGACGCCGCGGCGAGGGGAGCGGGCAGCCGAGGGGCUCCCGGCGGCCCCGGCGCUCGCAGGGCGCUCGGCCGUCGCAAGCCGCCUUUCCCCGGCGCGGGACGCCGCGUGCGCGGGGCGGACCCUGCUCCCGCUCCCCACGGCCCGAGUCGGGGACGGUGCUCGUGCACCGCUGUGUUCCCAGAGCAGCCGACGGCGGCGCGGGGCAGGGCGAGCGGGGGGCGUGCAGCAGGCAGCUCCCCUGGCUCCUGGCAGCUUGCAGCAGCUCGAGGUGGUGGCGAAGGGUAUUUCCAGACUUUUGUAGCCCGAUCCAUCAUCAAGGUAGAGAGAAAGAAGCCCAAAAGCCUGCACGUCUGCCUUUUGUUUCGCAGAGCUGCGGUCCCCGCUGUAUUAGGCGUGACGCCUCGGGUCUUGGGCGUGGAUUUUCAAAGGAUGGGCCUCUCAUGGCAGAAGAGGCAAAUUUCAGGAGUGGGAUGUGGGAGGGUUUUUUUGAAAAAAAAAAAAAGGCUUCUAAAUUGACCACGACACCAAAGCUUGCUUAGCCCUUUGUGAAAGACAAGAGAGGAACAAGCCAAUUGCCUCCUGACCCAGCCCAAGGCCAGCGAGCUCCAGGGAGCCUCUUCCUUUGCUCUCAUGGUCUUGGCCGGGUGUGCCAUGGCAGGAGAAGGUGCAGCCGGCCGUCCACAAUCACGGGGAUCAUUUAAUAGUAUUAAAAAGGGAAUUUUGCCAGGGAAGUACGGUUCCGCUGGCUCCAGUUUGGUGUGUUGCUCUGGAAACAUGUCCCAUCGCCCAUCCAGCUCCUGCUGGGGUGGGUGUUUCGGGUGGGUGCUGCCGAGCACGCCGGCCUACCUGCAAGCCCCUGUGUCCAAGUCUUUCCGUGGAGUUGGGUGCUGCCAUUGCUGCGGCAGUCCGUGCCGUGCCGUGCCGUGCCCCUCCAAAGCGGCGCAGCUGGGAGAGCCAGGCGGUGGGGGGGGGGUGGCAGCGGGCUAGGGUCUCCAGCCUGCCCAGUGUCUCGCCACGGUUUGCUUCUGCUCUUUGACACAUGCCCUGAUCCAAGCCCAGGCUUGCCCACGUUAGAUCAUGCCAAGGCAAAGCUUGCAGAGGGCUCCUGGGCAACUGCAGCGUACGGCUUCGUGUGAGGGUCUGCUUCCCAUCAAAUGCCGAGAUGGGUCUUGGUUGGGUUGCUUCGACGUUGUGUGGGUGGGAACGACAGCAGCGUUCAGACCAAAGUCCUCCAGUUCUUUUUGUAAACUGCCCUUCGUAAAUAUUAGCAAUUUUUUAGAGUUGUCCAGAUACACGUUUCUACUCAUCCACUAAUUAUUCAGCUCCGUUUCUUUACUAUAAUGAGCGUGCAGUUAGGAAAAAAAAGAAGCAGAAACUUCUGGUAUUGCGCAUAGCCACGUGUGUGGUCUUUUGUUUCCAUACCCUUUUCUGUCCUUCCUUGAUGGAAUUGCGCAGUCUGCUUUAUUUUUUCCCAAAUUUUUGGAGGCUGCCCCGGGAAGAUGUCUUCCUUGCCAGGUCUGACGAUUACGUGCAGACUUGAACCAAACACCUCCGAAGGCAUCGGCACACUCCCUGCAACUCCGAUGAGCCUCGAGCGUCGGCUUGGGUGCUUCUGCACUGGGGUCGCUGCCAGCCGGCAGCUGCAGAGGAGGAGGGGGCUCCCUUUUGCUCCUGGCCAAGUUUCUGGCCCUGCCUUCUGCAGAGGUGGCUUCUCGUGAGCACGGAGCUGGGUGGGCUCAAGCGGCAGCAAAGUGCGUCGCCGGGACUGGGGUUUGGUGUUGGCGGGUGUUCAGCAGGGCUGGAUCCCCUUAGGCUUCUGCAGCGGAGCAGCCUGCUCUUUAUUUUUGUGUUUCACGAGAUCAAACCUUUCCACGACGGGGCUGGGCGCUGGGCAGAGGGGUGUCUGCUGGCGGCUCUCAUGUCCAGCUCUCCGGGCCCUUGGGUGGGAUGCCUCCCCGGGAUAGCUCCAGGGCAGGGGCAGUGUCUCGCUGGGGGAACGACCCCCCGAAGCUUUAGCCUUCCCUGGGAAACGCAGGGUGUGUUUGCCCUCGGGCUGCCCCAGGGGUCUGCCCCAAAACGGGGAGGCGCAGCGGUGCUGCGUGGGGUCCUGGCAGUCUCACGGGCACGCUGCGGGGGGCUUUGGGCUGCAGCGGGGUGCAGUUAAAAGGGCAGCUUGUUUCCUCGUCUGGAUUCCCAAUGCCCCACUCAGUGGGUGCACGGGCAGCACCCUGGGUGCUGCUGCCCCCGGGGCUCUGCUAGAGCAGCCAAAACCCAUGCAAGCAGCGCGGGUUCCAAGCAACUACUCCAGGGCGAUCUGUCAUCUCCAUAUACUGGGGCUUUUGUGUUUUACUGAUGUAAACGGUGCAGCCCCUGCAAAUUACCCUUGCUGGCCUGGUAUUUGAAUUCUUCUUUGUUUGACUUCGCUGGCAUCAAUCCACUCCAGCUCGGGAGCCGCGUCUGUUGUGCUUCACCCGUUGAUCUUCCUAUUUAUUUGUAUGUGCUGGCUGCACCCGGUAGUUCUUGUGGGUAUUCCUGUGUAAUCUCGAUAGCAAUUUGGCAUCAUAAAAUAUAUUUCAACUCCCUCGUUCCGGAGCGUUUGAAGCAUCGUUCUGUAUUUCUGCAUGUAUGGAACCCGCUGCCUGAAGGGCAGUCGUCGGACAGAGCAGGGGGCUGGGCAGCGCCGGUGCCGGUGAUGGAGAGGUGCCCCGCGCUGAGCCCGGCACCCGGCUCCUGGGAGAUUCCCCGCGGAGCUGGGGGUGAGGAGGGGGAAGCGUGUGUGUGUGAAUGUGUGUGUGUGUCAGGGAGAGAGAAUGAAGGCAAAUAGCUUUGACCCCAGGCGACGGGAGCAGGUUUCUGACGGCAGGACUUGCAUGAGCUUUCCACAUAGUCUGCAGAAGGACACGUCCUGGUCACCGAGAGCUGAGCGGUGAACCAGGGAACAAAAGUAGAUGCACAAUCUUCCCUUAUUUAUAAGGACCAACAGCACUUGCACUUUAUCAGAGAAACAAACCCUCCCAUCCCUAUGCAUGCCAAGCACACCAACAAGGGAUAACUGCCAGGAGGAAGGAAAGGAGGGACGGGAGAAGGGAAGGGCCAGAGCUGCAAAUGCGGUGAUUUAUGAGGCAGGAUCCUAGCAUCCCAGUGCCUGUCGUAGUAAAGAGAAAUGAACUGUGGUUAUUUUGUUCCCUACCAUUGAUGAAAGCCAAAAAAAAAAAAAAAAAGAAGAAGAAAUGAGAAAUUAAAACAUAGAGCAGUAUUUUAGUGGAAUAGACGGACUGAGCAGGUCUUUUACACUGGGGAAAAGGAGGCAGGCGUGGCGUUUGCAGGCACGUUCCCUCAUGGGCUUUGCCACGUUGCAGCCAUGCUGUCUCACCCCGAGGUCUUUCGGCUGCUGCAGCCACAGGUGAUGGCUCUAGAUGGGCUUCUUCCACCGCUGCCCUGCCCUGGACACAAAGCUUCAUCCUGAGCUGGUGGGAAUUGUGCCGGGUUUGUGGGAAUUGCGCCGGUUUUCGUGGCUCGAGCCAGCCCAAAGCUUGUUCAGCAAUACCGGGAGGUUUUGCAAACGCUCGAGCCAACAGGUACUUUGAAUUGGCCUGAGCAGCGGCGUCUUGCUCCUGUGUGGGGACAGAAAGGACUUGGUCGCCUUUGGAGAUUUAGGGAUUUUUCUGUUGUCCUUCAGAAGUCGAGCUCGUUUUCCAGCCCAAUAGCAUCGCGCAGGUAGCAGGAAAUGUUCCACCGUGAAAUACGGCCCUGUGCUCUGGGCGGCGUCAUUUGCCUUGCGCUGGGCUGAGCGAUGGCGUGCGAGCAGCGGGGUGGUGACCGUCCCUUGUGAACCUCCCCGCUGUGCCUGGGGCGGCCACCUCGCUCUGGGGCCGUGCCGGGGAGUCGCGGGCACGCGUGUGGUGGGGCUCGAUGGAUGUGUAGUAAACCCAGGAGAGCAACUGCAGCCCGGCGUCCGCCACCGCCUAGCAAAACUGUGUUUCCAGAGCGCCCUUUCCCUGGAAAAAGUGAGCUUUUGACUGUGUUUUGUUUCACAGCGCAUCUGGCAGCUUGGAAGAAAAAAGUUUUGCUCCUUGCUUUGCCAUAGACUUCCAGCUAGCUGCUUCUCGUUUCUUUUCAGUUCAUUUUAUGAAUUUCUUAGCCCCUUAGUAAUUACUAAGAAAUGCAUCGCAGCUGCCGAAAGGCUGCCAAAUGCCCCAGACCUGUAGCGGUGUGCCUGUGUGUUGCUUGUGGCUCAGUCGUAGGGAGAGGGUGGCUUGGGACGAGCCCUUCUCACCGCCAGGCUCUGCGGGGAGCCGGCAAAGCUGGCUGCUCCUGGGCCGGGACGGCGGCUGCUCCGCUCCCUCCGGCAGAGGAGGGGCUGCCUCUUCCUCGGGCCCUGCAGCAAGCCCAGACCUCCCGGGGCUGUGCGGGACCUCUCCUCUGCCAAAACCCAUUGCAACCGCCGGGCAGAGGCUGCAGGACUCGCUGCUCCUGCCGAGCGGGGGAGUCGGCGUGACUCCCUGGGCGAGGGCUGCGGGCAGGGCUGCUCGCUGCACCCGGUGCUGGUGGGCUCUUUUCUGCGCCAGGCUAAGCUGGUCUGGGGCUCUGGUCCGAGCCACCACGCUACCGCCCCGCCGGGUACAGCGGGCAGAUCGCCGGGGUUUGGCGCUCAAGUCCCUGAUUUUUGCGGGCUGGGGCGUCCCGAGGGCGGCUCCGUCCCGGGGCGCUCCCGGGCGUGCAGGGCGGAGGGGUCCCGGGCGGCUGCCCGUCUCUCCAGAUCUGAUCAUUUACCUUCAUUCUGUCUUCCCAGCGAGGGAAACGGGCAGCCCGCGGCGGCGGCGAGGCCGUGCGGGGGGCGCGCUCCGCGGGGCUCUCCAGCCUCCAUCGCCGCCGUCGGGGGGUCGGAGCAGCAGCGGCAAAACCGGGGCGGGAGAGUGUCGGGGGCGGAUUUCGGGUUACCUCUUCUCCAUCGGCAGCUCGUUGCGAAGGAAGGUAGUUCAGCUAAAAUGGUAGUUAAAUAGUAGAUAUUCUACACAUAUUAUAUAUUUUGUAAAAAAAAUUAAAAUAAAAUAGAACAAAAAUAUAUAUAUACUAUCUCAGCCCACCCAUUUCAGGAUGAAUGUGGUUGGAAUUUUCAUUCAACCAGGUAUAAAAUCUGUAAGCGAUUUUUUCAAAACCAGCAAGAAAUCCCUCACCAUUUCAGAAGUCCAUGGGUUUGGUCUCCAGAUCUCAUGUAACGCUUCUCACACAUUUUUAAGAAUUAUUCUCAGCAUUUGUAGGUACAUUUUUAAUAGUGUCACGAGUGGAGAUAAUAUUUACUUUGAGAAAAAGUAUACGUUGCACAAAAAAUGUACACUAAGGGCACAGAUUUCUGACCCAGAUUCUUCUAUUUUAGGUUCCAAGGGGUUUAUUUUUUUGUUUGAUAGGACAUGUACAGUGAAGUUUACACUUUAUUUUUAUUUUGCCAAAAACCGUUUUCUAACAUGAGACAGCUUUUACUUUGUAACCGGUUUUACAUCACCAAGUACUCCUUUGUUUUCCCGGGAAAGCCCUGCACCGUGAGACAUCCAGCGCGUACGUGUGCGAUGCUCCUGCAGGCGCCCUGGGCACGGGCAGCCCUGGCCGCGGCCGGCCAGCC
This is a messenger RNA of Phalacrocorax carbo (great cormorant), 8140 nucleotides long. The record is from RefSeq and is a predicted model, not a curated record. NCBI's taxonomy places the organism in Eukaryota, Metazoa, Chordata, Aves, Suliformes, Phalacrocoracidae.